CCUCCCCCUCUCGAAGUGUGCGUACGUGAGAGCCAAGCAAGUGUGUGUGUGUGUCUGUGUGAGUGGGAUUCGUGUGCACAGAAAACGCACACGUGAUGAGAACCGAGUGCAGUGUACAUGACUCUCAGGUAUGACACAGCGGAAUAGACCCACAAAAAAAUGACAUCCAUUCGGAAAAGGAAAUCCAUCGAGGCCGAAUUAGACAGAGGUCCAGAGGCCAGGACGCUCGAAAAGGAAGACAACGACUCGAGAGAAGACAAAGUUGACCGGAAAUUAGAUGAAAGGAAAAAUCAUUAUGUAAAGUCUAAGGUUCCUCCGGCAAAGACGUACCUGUUGUAUAUCCUCUCGUUUCUCUUAGGCUUUGCUCUUAUCUGGUUAUGGCCGUUUACGCACAAGCUCGAAGCACGAGACGAUGCCACCUUAUUAACCUUGCACACUCAUUUUACACCUGUUGAUCCAAAAGCAUUUGACAGCUUUAUAGAUCGUGAGGAAUCCAGGUCAAGUCUACAUGGCAUAUUGACAUGGAAAACUGCAUCCGUUGCAUGGUCGUGGAUACACCCCCAUGCCUUUGCUGCACUACUACCAGCCGAGGGAAUAGAUGCGAAACCGGGCCAUGUGUGGAGACUUAUACCUGAUACGUCUCAAGAGUUUAUGUACAGCUAUAAGUAUGUUCCACCUCCUCCAUCAGGACCCAUAGAAGAGCUACUGUACUCCUUGUUGUCUCUCUUUCACCCACAACCCUUCUUGGUGUCCAGGUACGGACCUCGCGGGGCUGCUGCUGUACUAAGAGCCAAGAAUUUUGAUAGUUUAGAUAUCAUUUUCAGAUUGCAUGCAGAGUACCAGUUAAAUACGCCUCCCAGGAGACCCCUUUGGUUCACCCCAGCUGCUUUUAUGGGAAGGCUGGUUAUUAACAUGACAGAUUACAGUGUCCAGCAUUUUGUUAUGGAGGUUCCCACUCAACAGCAGCUGAAUGUGGAUCUAGAGUGGCUGAUAGGGCCUAAUGAGGAUGAAGACAUGGAAGUGACAAUAACUCGCCUUGAGCAAAUGCAGCUGUCAGCAGAGGGCUUGUUGGACCCAGGGAGCCUCGUGUGGUCCCAAGAAAUCACUCAUGAAAAAGCUCAUGAUCUACUAGAAAAGGAGCUUUAUAGAUAUAAGCAAGUUGAGUACCACAACUUUACUAAAGCUUUCGUCAAGGGUAGUAAGGAACAUCGCCCUGUGCACACACUUGUCUUGUGGGGUGUUUUGGAGGACCAGUCGUGCUGAGGGUCAGGCAGGGCACUGCGGGAGGGUCCUCUGGCCUCUCCUGUGGUGCAAGCCAUACUUCAGGACAGCUUUGUCUCCUCAUGGGCGCUAGUCACUGAGUUGGAGGUAUAUAGUCGAGAUCAGUCCUUGGCUGGUAUUUCUUUAGCAGCCAGUCUUGCACUCGAUGCUUAUGUUUUCCCUGUUCAAGUGCUGAUUCAGCAUCCUUCAGGUUACGUCAUUGCGGCCAUAAAUGCCAACAAGCUUCUGGAAGCCGAGCUCAAUGAUACUAUGGUUUCUGAAGGUUUUUAUGAUCCAGCUGUCUAUACUUAUUACAAGUUCUUGAAAGAGGGGCUUCAGGAAUUCAGGGAGAUAUUUCAAGAAUAGGAGACCCACGUAAGGUUGCUUGAACUCCUGCGUGAUGGUUUUUUUCUAUGAAAAGUAAUGUGUAGAAAUUUUUGUAACUGAAGUACACGUCACUUUCAGCAUAACAGACCCAGGUGUAGCCAAUGUUAAUAAUCAAGGGCCUGAAAGUACAAUAAUUCAAGCAGUUUAUCCAGAUAGUAAAAUUUUGUGUCCAUUAUGGGACCCUGCCUUAUCAAGAUGUUUAUUAUUGUAUUUACUUGUAUCCCAGUGAUUGGAAAAUGGUCUAUAUUCAGUUGCUUUUACUGAGAUGGUGGAUAGAUUUGUGAUGUUAAGCAACAUGUUCAUAUUUCAUUGUUAAAUUUCUUAUAUUCAUCAUCAGCAGCUUGUCAUUUGUCAAAGAAGUAUCGUCACUAACUUGUCAUGAUAUUUCAUCAGCUUGCCAAGUGUCUCUUCACCUCAGUAAUUGAAGAGCUGAUUGUAGCGAUAAAUGUGCAAUAUGAGGUUGGGAAGAAGUCCUGGUAAUAGAAGGAUUCAGAUGAUUCAGAGUAUAUUUACAAAUUUACAGUAUAAAAAAUUUAUGAUUCUUUAAACAAUCAGGGUUUAUGGACAAAAGUUUAUUACCAUAAAUCUGUUAUGUUAAGGUAGACUGUACAUCUCAUUGUUUUUUGUGAAAAUUUUAUUUUUCUGUUUCAAAAUUUAUCUGGUGAUAAUUGUAAGCUAAUAUAGGAUGUAAAGAUAUUUUAGCAUACCAUGACAUAGAGUUAGGCAUUGAUUGUACUGUGAUAAAAUGAAAAGGUCUAAAAAGGGAAAGUUUAGUUAAGUUUUGAAUUAUUUGUGGAGUACCUGAACACACGUUUUUAGCAAUGCAUGGUUCGGAGGUACUCGGAAAUUGUCACAUACAUUAAUGGUGAUAAUUAUUUGAAGAGAGUAGACUAUACUGUGAUUUGUGUGGAGAACAUGGAUUCUGGUCAGCCUUGUGUUAGAUGUGAUUAUAGCAUGCCGGUAAUUUCUCAAGAUGGAUAAAUACAGAAACUGCGUAUUUUAUUGUUUAUGUAAGUGAUUUAUCAUUAAUGCUCAUUUAUACAGUGGGUACUCUUUAAACAUGUUGUGGUGAUUUUAAUGUUUCCACUUCCUCAAGUGGAUAUCACCAUGAUGUACAUGGCAGUCACCCAGCAAAGGGUAGUGACUGUAGUGAGCUUAAUUAUAUGAUAAUAUGAUUUUUUUUUCUUAAGGGGACCAUUCCCAAGGAUGAUGGGGUGAUGGGUCAAAGUGUUAACUGAUAAUAUUGAUAUAGACAUUCCACUUCAAAAUUUGUGGAGUUUUUCUCUUAGAGGCAUAUUCAUAAGCCCUUGAAAGGUAUGAACAAAAUUUGGAUUAACUAAAAACUGUGAUAGGAUUGGUACAAGAUAUCAAUAAAACAAAAAAGAACACCCCAAAAUGUCAGUCUAACUUUAAGCUAUCUUAAUUUCUCUAUCAAAUGUUUGUUGUAACUUGGUUCCCAAGUUACAGUAAAAUAAAAAAGUGACUUGAUGAAAAGUAGCAAAUCCUAUUUUUGAGCAACAUGAUCUGUACAGAAUUGCAAUCAUUGGUUGCCUUAGACCACUCUUAAAUUAGUGCACAGCUGCACAGAAAAAUAUUGUUAGAAAAUCAUGCUAAACAUUUUGACGCAAGAAACAAUACUUUUUGCAAUAUAGUUAUUAAUGUUACCAAAUUGUUAUCCCUGAUUUUACAACUACAUUUGGGUAUGUGUGGCUUAUCUGAAUAUUGCAAGGCAUACUCCAUCCCUUAUGGCAAUACAAUCAUCAUCUCACAGUGAAUCUACAUGAAUUCUGGAACGGCUGGUCGAGACAUGAAUCAGAACGAGACAAAUUUGAAACCCAAAAUACCAAACUUUCCACAUCAUAAGGUUCUAUUCGUUAUUGAAUGUUUUGACACCCCUCCUAACGAUAGUUUUCUGUGUAGCUGUACAUGUGCAUUUACUUACAUAUGCAUACAAAUUUGUGUGGAUGUACAUGUACUUCUGUGACCAGUUUCAGUAAUUGAUGUCAGAUUGUGUUUUAUUUUCACUCCAGUAAAGUGUUCAUACUUAUUGAAAGAAGGCUCACUCAACAACAGCCUGCCUCUGAGUAAUCCUCUUGCUAUACUGCCUAGUUUUUCUGUGCAGGAGUUUAUAUUCACUUGGAUAAAUCUGCAUUUGCAUAAGAGUGAGAAACUGGUUUUAACUAAAUCUUUGACCUCCUGACCUGAAUCCCCCCGUCAAGCUUCGGGACGGUUUCCUUAAGGGGCUUCUUUAUUCUCUAAAUGGCUUGAAAAAAGUUACUUCUUGAGGAUAUAGACUCAAGGGUAACAGAGCUUACUAAAACUAAUUUUGCGAGCUUUUGAAUAACAAUAAGAUAUUCUCAUGGAAAACUCUAUUCUCAGAGUUCUGUGCAUAAUUUCCUUUUAAGUAUAUAGCUUUAUUUUUGCUGGGAAAUAACAGAAACAUUAGACAAAGUAUUCUCAUAAUAAGUGUUACUUAAUAUGAUUGGGAUAUAUUUUAAAAGUUGGCGCUUAUUUGAUGCAUGCACUCUUUUUUAUUGACAAAUGUUAACAAAAGUGGGCAGGACAGCUGGUUAUUCACGGCUGGUUUGUUAAAAUUGUGUGAGGCCUGACCCAAAGGAUAUUCGUAUAUACAGACAUAUAUAUACACAGAAAUAAAUGCAUACCUAUUUGUUAGAUAUAUAUACAUCUAUCCAUCUAUCACUAUGGUAGAUAUGCAUGUUUAGACUGAUAAGUAAGCAUUUAUUUCAGUGUAUAUGCAUGUCUGUAUAAUGAAUGUUCAUUGGGUCGGGCCUCACGCAGUUUUAACAAACCAGUCUUCAGUUUUUGAAAUUUGCCUCAAGUUAUUUCAUGUACUCAAAAGUACUGUUAACUGCAGCUAGUAUGUAGUGCCUGUAGCAAUACCAGUCUUCCAAAAUUAUUUUACCAAUUGUACAAUUAGAAGUAUUCCUUAUGAAGUACUGCUGGUACAUUUUUGAUGCCACUGACAUUAUUUUUAUUUGUUAUAAUUUUAUUUAUUAAUAGAUUUUAUGUAUUCAUUAUAAUUUUAUUUAUAUAUUAUUUAUAUUUAUUUACUGAUGAUUUAUUUAUUAGUUAUUUUUUUAUUAAUUAUUAUUUUAUUCAUCAAUUAUUUUUCCGCUAAAAUUAUUUUGUUGUUAUGCUAUCAUUUCGGGGAGCAAUAUAUUAGAGACCUUCAGGCUGUUUUAGUUAUUUCCUAAAUGGUUUUGUUGAACAGUACUUUUUAGAUUUGUGAAUUAAUGAUAGGAAGGCAAUUUUCAAGUAUGGAAUAUCAGCAGUACUGCCAAGCUUUGGAAAAUUGCACUUAUUCAAGAAGGGUUCCUUGCAAAGCUCUUUAUUCAUUAUUAAUCUGGUGAUUGUGGUUUCAGAGAGAUAUAAAUUGAGCUGAUGAAUGCAAUUAUAAAACAUUUUUGAAUUGUUACAUAAAUGGAAAAGUUGUGUACUUGAAUUUGUUAGCAAUGAUAAUGAUAAUUAUAAUUCGUUUUCAAGACAAAAAACAACAAACUGACUUUUCUUAAAGAUCAAACUAGAUAUCAUUAUUAUGUGUAGUUGGAUUUUAAAACUAGUUUUACUUUGUUUAAUUUUUUAAUAUUAUUAUUAUUUUUUAAGAAAAUUAUCUUCAUUCUUAUUUUGUUUCCCAGGGAUGCAGUUUAUUAGUAGAUUGUAUACAUUCAGAUUUUGUAACAGAUGUUUAGCAAGGUUUGCAAACUAUGAAGCUGAAAUAGUAAAACUAAUGGUGUGUUUUGGCUGAUGACCUCGUGCAAGCCUUACUAACAUUCUGUUGCACUUCUGAUGUACCCUCGACCAAAUGCUUUUAGAAAAACUAGAGGUGGUUUGGCGGAAAGUGAAAUAUUUAUUUAAGGGAAGGUUUUGGGAUUUUUGAAGUCCUAGCUCUUGAUUUUCUUUUUCUUUUUUCUUUAUGAAAUGAAUAUUUCUCGUAAGGUAAUAUGUUAUUGUCUAUUUGCAGAUUUAUGAUAUUUAUGGGAAAAGAAAUACUUGUUUCAAAAACAGAUAUUAUAAAAGAAAUAUUUGAGUUUAAAAGCAUAUCUGUUCUAAGUAAAUUUUAGGUCAGAUGUAAUAUAUUUUCAUAUAUGCUGCAAAUGGAUAUACCAGAAUUUGUUUGUGUAUUUCUCUGAAAUGUCUUUUACUGUUGGUGAAUGAUUUGGCUUUCAUUAAAUAGGCAUACAUGAGUGAAAAGUUCAAUAGGGAAGAAAUAAUAUGAUCUACAGUAUAAGAAUGAGAAUAUUAUUAGAUAAUGAGUUUAUAAAAGAAUGUAGCGAGGGAAUUGCAUAUAAGAAAAGAUCAUAUAAUUUAGCCUAGUUUAUAUCCAUGAUACAAGUACCAUAAUUUUCAUGUUAUUUUCUCUGUCCUAUGUUGGGAAACAAGUUAACAGGACUGUUUAACCGGCAGAUACCAUAAAAGGUUUAAAAUCAUUAUACACACAUGAAUUCAAAUAUAUACAUGCGAGUCAUUUGCGGGAAACAAAUGACUUGAGCGUUACUUCUGUGACUAUAGCCUUGUAAAAGAAGAUUGAUUUAUGUGUUUGUUCAGUUGCAUGAUGUAAUCUUUUUUGUGAUAGAAUUUUUCAAUAUAACCAAGAUUACCUUUUAAUCAACUGAAUUUGUUUAUUUAUUUUUUUAUUCUUUUAUUUUUUAUUGUUUAGAAUAUAUGCGUAUAUUCUUCAGGCAGUGUUGCAUAGAUAGAAAAAUUCAUUGGUAUUUUUUAUUAGCUCAGAGAAUACGUCAGGGAAAGAAAGAGCAAAAUAGAGAAAAUUUAUUGUCCUUAGGAAAACUUCUCAUUUUGUUACUUAAUUAUAGGUUACCAUUUUGUUGCUGUUGUCUCGUAAAAGUUGAAAAGUGGAUUUAUUUCUUUGAGAGGAAAUAUACUGUAUAUGUUUUAUUAUUUUUGGUGAAAUAUUAUUUUUUGUAUGAAUCAUGAAACACAUAGACUAUAUAAAGAUUAUAAAAUCUGUAAAUUUAUAAGAAAAUAAAGAUAUUUAUCCUU
Messenger RNA from Penaeus vannamei (Pacific white shrimp), 6666 nucleotides. RefSeq names its product selenoprotein N. Gene Ontology annotation, biological process: calcium ion homeostasis; skeletal muscle fiber development. The record is from RefSeq and is a predicted model, not a curated record. Gene Ontology annotation, cellular component: endoplasmic reticulum membrane. NCBI's taxonomy places the organism in Eukaryota, Metazoa, Arthropoda, Malacostraca, Decapoda, Penaeidae.